AUUCACAAACGGGCGGGCCUUACAGAAGUGAAGGAAGAGGCGAGGUCUGCUAUUACUGCACCGGCGGAGCUGCUGAAGUCGCUUCCCUUUCCUUUCCGGUCGCUGCUGCCGCCAUCGGUUGGAGUGAAUCUCCCGCGUACUGCAGCCGUAGCGCUUCGGCUCCCGCCUCGCUUGCCCUGGGACCCAUUUCUUGCUCCGUCCUGUCGCGAAGGAGGCGACAGCGCAGAAGGGGAAAGAGGCCGAGAAGGUCACCAGCCCUGCACUGACUGGCCUCUUCUACUUUCACAUUCUUUCUGUGUCAGAGCUGCUGUGCCGAGGAAUUCUCUGGGUGGCUUCGCUGUGUCGAGCAGCCUGCUUACCUCGCCGCCACCGCGAGCAGCGUCCAGGAGAGGCCUCAGCGCCGGGGUGACUUUGGGGAGGAAGGUGAAUCAGGCAAAAUGGUACAUGCAGAAGCCUUUUCUCGCCCUCUAAGCCGGAAUGAAGUUGUUGGUUUAAUUUUCCGGUUAACAAUAUUUGGUGCUGUGACAUAUUUUACCAUAAAAUGGAUGGUAGAUGCAAUUGAUCCAACAAGGAAGCAAAAAGUAGAAGCUCAGAAACAGGCAGAGAAGUUAAUGAAGCAGAUAGGCGUGAAAAAUGUAAAGCUUUCAGAGUAUGAAAUGAGCAUUGCUGCACAUCUUGUAGACCCUCUUAGCAUGCAUGUAACAUGGAGUGAUAUUGCAGGUUUAGAUGAUGUUAUUACAGACCUGAAGGACACAGUCAUCUUGCCCAUCAGGAAGAAACAUUUGUUUCAGAACUCCAGACUCCUGCAGCCACCAAAAGGAGUACUUCUCUAUGGCCCUCCAGGCUGUGGUAAAACCUUGAUUGCCAAAGCUACAGCAAAGGAAGCAGGCUGUCGGUUUAUUAAUUUGCAACCAUCAACGCUGACAGACAAAUGGUACGGGGAAUCUCAGAAGCUGGCGGCUGCUGUCUUUUCCCUUGCUAUGAAGCUACAACCUUCUAUCAUCUUUAUUGAUGAAAUAGAUUCCUUCCUACGAAGUCGUUCAAGUUCUGAUCAUGAAGCCACAGCUAUGAUGAAGGCCCAGUUCAUGAGUCUCUGGGAUGGUCUGGAUACAGAUUAUAAUUGCCAAGUGAUAGUGAUGGGAGCUACCAAUCGUCCUCAGGAUCUUGAUUCAGCUAUUAUGAGAAGAAUGCCUACAAGGUUUCAUAUCAAUCAACCUGCACUGAAGCAGCGAGAAGCAAUCUUGAAACUGAUUUUGAAUAAUGAAAAUGUGGACAGACAUGUUGACCUCCUUGAAAUUGCUAAAGAAACAGAUGGAUUCUCAGGAAGUGACUUGAAAGAAAUGUGUCGCGAUGCUGCACUCCUCUGUGUCAGGGAAUAUGUUAACGCUGCAUAUGAAGAAAGUCAUGAAGAUGAUGAGAUUCGGCCAGUGCAACAGAUUGAUCUGCACCGAGCAAUUGAGAAGAUGAGAAAGUCCAAGGAUGCAGGAAAUCAGAAUGUUCUAAUGCAUGUUAGUUUAGAUUAAGGCUAAGGAACAUUUUUGUGUGUUCCAGUGUGGCCUCAUUUGGUAUUUGGUUAUGUAAUUUAGAUAGCGGACAUGAUUUGGGAGCAGAAAUAGCCUUUUAAUGUGUUUCUGGAACUGUUUUUAUAUGAUGAUAAUCUUAAGUUAUUGAAAUCUAGUACACUUGCAAAAUUGGAGGUGGCCUCUGUAAUAGAUCAUGACAUGGAAGAAUGUAGUUCAGUUCAAAAGCAAUGUCCUGUUUCAUUGUUGCAGCCUUAAAAGCCUGUUGAUAGGUUCUGGUGUGGCACAUUGUUUCUGUGGGGAGGGGAAGCAGAGUCCAAUAUAUAUAUAUAUAUAUGAGAGUAAGUGAGUGUGUGUAUGAUAUGUGUAUAUAUAUCCACACUGUUUUUUAUAUAUAGACGUGUAGAUAACUUGAAUAUGAAAAGCUUUUCUCUCUUUUUUUCCUACUUAAUUGCUGGAUCAAACCAAAUCAGAGGAUUAAAAAAUUCAAUACACAUUUAUGUACUUUGUUCUUGUACCUUAGCACAAAAGGCAGAAAUCCCACUUUUGGAAAGAACUUUCUGGAAUGUGGACAAAUCUGUCUAUUCUUUUCACUUUAACUCAUGGAAUCCACUGGUGCCAAUUGGUCUAGCUAGAAAUCUUAUAUAAGAUUCAUUAACAUCUUGAUCUGUAUAUGAAUGCCAUUAACUGUUUUUAUUUUUGAAUGUUUUUUACACAGUCAGGAUUAACUAUCGUGGAACAUUGCUAAUUAAUUAUUGCCAAAAAAUUAUUUUUCUAUUUCUGAAUUGUGAAUAUUUUCCUCUUUGAUUUAAUAUUAAAGACUGGAAGUCUUCUGUUGCGAA
Molecule: messenger RNA, 2362 nt
Organism: Hemicordylus capensis (graceful crag lizard)
Lineage: Eukaryota; Metazoa; Chordata; Lepidosauria; Squamata; Cordylidae
Gene: ATAD1
Product: ATPase family AAA domain containing 1
Exons: 10
Coding region: 438-1523 (361 amino acids)
Cellular component (GO): mitochondrial outer membrane
Molecular function (GO): ATP hydrolysis activity; ATP binding
Source: RefSeq, a predicted model, not a curated record